GUCAUGGCCUUUAACUUCAGUUCGAUAAACAUCCGUAUUUGAUUUCGUAGCCAUUUGUGGCUCCACACAAUGGCCUAAAUAUUUCGGAAAGCACCUUUCAAAAUUCUUUGGUUUUUUUGUAAUCUUGGGUGCAUUCCUUGACUUUUCCCAUCUUUAAGAUGGACUAGGGGCUUUUGAAAUUUAAGACCUCAUUUUCUGAAGCUCAAAACAUGGCCUUGAAACCCCAGAGAUCCGCGACGUCUGUCAGCUUCGCCCAGCCGAAACAGGGACGACGAGCCUCUGCCGGUCCGGAUGAGAUCAACAACACUUACAUCAAGCAGAUCGUGAACGACUGGCGGAACUCCGUGCGGGAACGACGUUUUACUACGGACUUGGACGAUUCGGCGACGUCCUCCGCGACGGAACUGCCCAGGGCCAACUCGAAGAAAUCCAUUACGACUACCAGUAUCAUUCGCCCGAGCAUCCAGAGACCGCAUCUGCUGCGCAAUUACAGCAAACCUGUGGAUAUCGAGCACGGAAAGGGUUCCGCCGAGGCAGAUCGUAUAGUCGUCGCAGAGGGCAUUGACCUAUACAUCCACCAACCCAUCAAGGUCGGGUUCUCCAAGCCAUUACAAGCCCCCAAAAUUAUUUGAAAUGAUUAAGGAAUCACCUGCCAUCCUCUGGAUGCCAGAACUGAAUAAAGAUCUUCCAAAGGUGCCACCGAGUCCUCUUUCUGUAACUGUCUUCAAAUAUACGACUACUUUAUAAUUUGUCACUA
Drosophila pseudoobscura is the source of this 757-nucleotide messenger RNA. RefSeq lists its product as uncharacterized. The coding region runs from base 210 to 632 and encodes 140 amino acids. The record is from RefSeq and is a predicted model, not a curated record. The transcript has a single exon. Lineage: Eukaryota; Metazoa; Arthropoda; Insecta; Diptera; Drosophilidae.